AUGCAGACAGAGAAAGAGGAAAGGGGAGAGGAAGAGAGACUAGUUCAACAAGGUCAAGUGUUGGUUCUUCUACAACAUCAAUUGAAUCACAAUCAAGCACAAAGAGAGGAAGAGGUUGACCAAGAGGUUCUACAAAACAGUUAAUGUUUAUACUAAUUCAUUUAUGCUACUGGAAGGGGAAGAGGAACUGCAACUGGUAAUGGAACAUGUAUUGGUGUUGCUGCUGAUGGUUUUGGUGCCAUUAGAAACGGAAGAGGAACUGGAACUGAUUUAGCUAGAAGGGGAAGAGGAACUGGAACUGAUUUAGCUGGAAGGGCAAGAGGAACUGGUGUAGCUGCUACUGCUACUAAUGUUCCUGGUGCUACUGGAAGAGGGAAGAGGCCAAGAAUGGUUGGAAAAAGGAUACUACAUACACAGAGUGGUUUUACAAUCCACAAUCUUGGAAUGCCUAUGACACUACAUCAAAAGUGUGAAUUACAUAGUGUGAACUUUUCAAUAGUGACUGGAAAUCUUGGGAAUCAUAAACCAAGAUUAGGCUUAAAAUGGAGAGAAAAGGUUGUUGUAACUCAACAAGGUCUUCAAGAGAUGAAAGAAAACAAAAGAAUGAGAACUAGGUCCAAUGUUGCUGAACCAGUUUUGCAUUUCUUUUAUGUGUACAAUUAUGCAGUUGUGACUGCAAUUUAG
Solanum stenotomum is the source of this 684-nucleotide messenger RNA. RefSeq lists its product as uncharacterized. The record is from RefSeq and is a predicted model, not a curated record. The transcript is spliced from 5 exons. Lineage: Eukaryota; Viridiplantae; Streptophyta; Magnoliopsida; Solanales; Solanaceae.